AUGAUCGGUGUUACAAAUUGUAAUGCGCAUGUGACCAAACAAACUUUACCAGAAACUGGUGCAUGUGAAAAAACCACUCCCUCUAUCUCAUCAUCUCAAAUUUCUUAUUUGGAAGAUAUAGUAAAUGAGAAUGGCGAAUUUUCAGAAAUCGUAAAUGUAUUUGAUGGCUUUUCAGAUUCUAACUCUGAUGGUAGUGAGGAUGAUAAUGAGUUUUUAGGUAAGGAAGAUAAAUUUUUACCGGAGACUAAG
This is a messenger RNA of Diversispora eburnea, 249 nucleotides long. NCBI's taxonomy places the organism in Eukaryota, Fungi, Glomeromycota, Glomeromycetes, Diversisporales, Diversisporaceae. The record is from the annotation of a GenBank genome assembly.